Molecule: messenger RNA, 1578 nt
Organism: Marmota monax (woodchuck)
Lineage: Eukaryota; Metazoa; Chordata; Mammalia; Rodentia; Sciuridae
Gene: Riox2
Product: ribosomal oxygenase 2
Exons: 11
Coding region: 129-1523 (464 amino acids)
Cellular component (GO): nucleolus
Molecular function (GO): histone H3K4 demethylase activity; histone H3K36 demethylase activity
Source: RefSeq, a predicted model, not a curated record
CCGCCCCGCCCAGCCAGCUCGCGGCCGCGCGCAACAGGCCGUGCCGGAAAGGACUUCUAAGAAUCUGGUGAAAAACAACCCCUUUCUUGGGGUAGGGUUUGCAUUCCCUUCUUGCUUGAAGACAGACAAUGCCAAAGAAAGUGAAGCCUGCAGGGAAUGGGAAGGAAGAGAGUCCUGUUCCCUGUAAGCAGGUGAAAGUGGAGACAGCUGGUGGACCUUCCACCUUAAACUUUGAGAGCCCCAGUGGUCUCUUUGAAAGUCUGAUUUCACCCACCAACAUAGAGACAUUUUUCAAGGAAUUCUGGGAGCAGAAGCCACUUCUCAUUCAGAGGGAUGACCCUGCAGUGGCAGCAUACUACCAGUCCCUAUUCAGGCUGACAGAUUUGAAGAGUCUGUGCAGCCAGGGUAUAUACUAUGGAAGAGAUGUGAAUGUCUGUCGGUGUGUCAAUGGGAAGAAGAAGGUUUUAAAUAAAGAUGGAAAAGCACACUUCCUUCAGCUGAGAAAAGAUUUUGAUCAGAAAAGGGCAACAAUUCAAUUUCACCAACCUCAGAGAUUUAAGGAUGAGCUUUGGCGGAUGCAGGAGAAGCUGGAAUGUUACUUUGGCUCUUUGGUUGGCUCCAAUGUGUAUAUAACCCCUGGAGGAUCUCAGGGCCUACCUCCCCACUAUGAUGAUGUUGAGGUUUUCAUCCUGCAGCUGGAGGGAGAGAAGCACUGGCGCCUUUACAAACCCACAGUGGCCCUGGCACGUGAGUACAGCGUGGAGGCUGAGGCCAGGAUUGGCACUCCAACACAUGAGUUCACAUUAAAGCCAGGUGAUUUAUUGUACUUCCCCAGAGGGACCAUUCAUCAGGCGGACACUCCUUCAGGGCUGGCCCACUCUACUCAUGUGACCAUCAGCACCUACCAGAACAAUUCAUGGGGAGAUUUCCUUUUGGACACCAUUUCAGGGCUUGUGUUUGAUACUGCAAAGGAAGAUAUAACAUUACGGACUGGAAUACCCCGGCAGCUGCUCAUGCAGGUGGAAACCACAACAGUUGCAACAAGAUUAAGUGGCUUUUUGAGGACUCUUGCAGACCGGCUGGAAAGCACCAAAGAACUGCUUUCAUCAGACAUGAAGAAAGAUUUUGUUAUGCACAGACUCCCCCCUUACUACACGGGAGAUGGAACAGAGCUGUCGACACCAGGUGGAAAAUUACCAAGGUUGGACAGCACAGUGAGUCUGCAGUUUAAGGACCACAUCAUCCUCACAGUAGGGCCAGAUCAGGAUCGAUCUGAUGAAGCUCAAGAAAAGAUGGUUUACAUCUAUCAUUCUCUAAAGAAUAGGAGAGAAAUACACAUGAUGGGAAAUGAGGAGGAAAUAGAGUCUCAUGGACUUCGUUUCCCUUUUUCACAUGUGGAUGCACUGAAGCAAAUUUGGAAUAGUUCAGCAAUUUCUGUCAAGGACCUGAAGCUUACUACAGAUGAGGAAAAGGAAAGCCUGGUAUUAUCCCUCUGGACAGAAUGUUUGAUCCAAGUAAUCUAGUGAUGUUAUAGAAUCAAAUAACUGCUAUUUUACUUGCUCGUUUUUUAAAUUUUUU